AUGAAUAGCGUUGGAUUAGCAACUGUUUAUCAAAUUCAUCAAAGUCAUUUACAUAUUCAUCCAUUAACAAUAAAUCAUAAUACACAUAUUAAUCAAUUAAGAAAACGAGAUCAUCAAUUAUUAAAAACGACACUUCUCUAUACUACAUUUACACAAGGUAUUAGUAAAAGUGAUUUUCAAUUAGCAAUUGAAAAUAUUCUUGCACAAAUAAUGAGAAUGCUUGUCUUUAUUAAUAGUAGUGCGAGUUUAUAUGCAUUUCUUGCUAGCGGACAUGAAUUCGAUCAUUUUAUAGUUAAAAUCAUUACAUACUUAUUUGGUAAAAAUACUCGAUUUUACAGAUGCGCUCAGAUCCUCUUUGGAGAUUUAUCAAUACAUCAACUACAUAACAUGAAUCAAGCAAUAGCUAUGCAUCGUAGUAUGAAAACUUAG
This is a messenger RNA of Rotaria sordida, 429 nucleotides long. The record is from the annotation of a GenBank genome assembly. Lineage: Eukaryota; Metazoa; Rotifera; Eurotatoria; Philodinida; Philodinidae.